CAUAAACCCUAGAGCGUUCCAGCUUCGCCCGGAGAGAUAUAUAUACCACAGACCACAGAGAAUCUUGGACGUAAUACCCAACACUGUUGCUAGGGGCAUCACCAACGAGCAGAAUCCGAGAGAGAAACCCCGACUGGCAUCGAAACGGAAGACGCCUUCACAUAGACCAGACACCAUGCAAUCUCCAGCAACCCGCCGGUCAACAUCACACGCCUGGGCCCGCGCCAGCGCAGCAAUAGCCAUCGCAUCGCUGCUCGGCAGCGCAUAUUAUAUCUGGGCUGCGCGGCGGAAGCCGUCAUCUGGCGGUGCGGGUGGGAGUGUUGAGGGAGUUGGGGAGCGGUUUGUGAGGGGUGCGGCAGAGGCUUUGGCGGCAUCGGCGGCGGUGGCAAAGAAGACGUGGAAGGGGCAGAGGGUUAUGACGAUCUCGAUGAAGAAUAUCGUGGUAUGGAACCCAUCACCAGACCCCACCACACCCAUCUACGCCUUCCGCGAAUCCGCCCUCCCCUUCCUCACCAGCCUCGUCUCAAACCCGCGCAACCAAAUCCACCUCAUCAUGGUCGUCACCUCCGACGAAGAAGAAGCCCAAGUCCGCUCCCUCCUCCUAUCCUCCAACCUCUACAACCUCGGCCUCGACCCGCGCCGCGUCGUCUUCUGCUCAACAGAAGAAGGCAAAGGCCACAUCGUCCGACACAUCGAGCCCUCGGUGCACGUCGAGAGCAACGACGACGUCAUCACCAAACUGGCACCGUUCGUGCAACGUAUCGUGAGAGUGAAGAAAAAGGUCGUGGCCGCAUCCGACAGCGAGGCAUCCUCACCCCCCCAAUCCCACCUUUUCAACACCGCAAAAUCCGGACACAACCGCUUCCCCUCCCUCUCCACCUCUCCCGGAAAACCAACCUGGCCAAUCCUCUCCGGCGGCGCAUCCCUCUCCGGCCGCACAUCCAGCGCACCCGGCGGUCUCACCAGCGCUUCAGCCUCCGGGUUACGGCACACCCCACUGUUGCCGACACCCUCGACGAAUGGAAUAACCGGCACAUCCCCACUAGCCUCCCACGCCAUCCCCACCCCGGCCGGCUCAGCCCCGAUGUCCCGCCGCCCCUCCUCAGCAGGCGUCGUCCUCUCCCGCACGCCCACACUCACGUUCGACCUCAACUCCGUCUGUUCCGCCGAACACCUGCCCCUUUCGAGUGAGGCCACCGAUCUCUUCCACAUGCACCCGUCGCGUCAUCAUAAUAGUCAGAGUCAUAGCCAUGGGGACAUGAUCCAUCUCCCUGCUGUGAGUGAUACGGAAGACGAGGCGGAUCUGUUUGAUGCGAAGGUUGAGGCUGCGGCUCUGGCGGCGGCGGUGAUUGGGGAGAGGUUUCCGAAUGUGGAGUUUGUGGAGAGUUUGGGGGCGUGUGGGUUGGCUGCGGAGGUGUAGAUGGUGGGGGGAUGUGGGGAUCGCCU
This is a messenger RNA of Fimicolochytrium jonesii, 1446 nucleotides long. RefSeq lists its product as uncharacterized. NCBI's taxonomy places the organism in Eukaryota, Fungi, Chytridiomycota, Chytridiomycetes, Spizellomycetales, Powellomycetaceae. The record is from RefSeq and is a predicted model, not a curated record. The coding region runs from base 176 to 1420 and encodes 414 amino acids. Gene Ontology annotation, biological process: peroxisome organization. The transcript is spliced from 2 exons.